This is a messenger RNA of Diospyros lotus (date-plum), 5670 nucleotides long. RefSeq names its product glucose and ribitol dehydrogenase. The record is from RefSeq and is a predicted model, not a curated record. Gene Ontology annotation, molecular function: oxidoreductase activity. Lineage: Eukaryota; Viridiplantae; Streptophyta; Magnoliopsida; Ericales; Ebenaceae.
CAACCACCUCACAAAGUCCAAAGACAUAUUAAUAGGCUUCACGUCUCUUCCCUUGUUUUUUUUUUUAAAAACGAUAUAUUAAUUUAUAAAAUGUUUGUAAUUAUAAAACACCAUCAUACUUAUAUAUGUAACACUGAUAUUAUAAUUACAAUAAUAAUAUGUUUUUCUUUUUCAUAUGUUGUCAUUAAUAAGCCGUAUCCUGUAUAAUUUCUCUGUGUACAAACAGUAUCUUUAACUGGGAAUUUGAUCGUAUCCUCCAUAUAUAGCUAUGUGUGUGCGCCUGUACCCGCAAAAGUUCUCUCUCCCCCCCCCCCCCCCCCCCCCCCCACUCUCUCUCCCUCUCCCCCCUCCCCGGGGCGCUAUCUUUUGCACCUGGCAAGUAAUGUUAGUCUCAAAGAGCCAACUAAUUGGCUGUCUUUUGCUGCUUUUGAUGGGUUUUUCAGCACUCAUGAGCCAAGAAGUUUCAGGAGCAAGGCAUCUGGAAGAGGUGGUGGAGAUGGAGAAGACUCAGGUAUGGAGGGAGAGUUCUUACAACACAAGUGGCGGCGGCAAAGGCUUCUUUGCAACCAUCCAUAGAGAAAUACCCUCAUCUCCUGAUCCGUUGCACAACAGGUAAUUAAUGUAUUAAAGCAAGUGAUCAACAGCUCAGUUCCGUUCUCUCUCCCAGACAUAGAUAUAUAGAUAUAUAUGAAGCUGUAUAUAAACUGAUAUUUCACACGCACUUGAUCUGAAGUAAGAAUAAUAGUUUGUAUUGAGAGAAAGGAUAAGAAAAGUAAUAUUACUAAUAUAGUAUGAGAAAGGUUGGUAAGAUUUUCAUUUUUUAUAUUGAUUUUAAUUAGGUAAAGAGUUGAAACAAUGAGCUUGUUUGUAAUUUAGGUUUGUUUGUAAUUAGCUGCUGGGUCUUCAUUUAUUUUUGAUAAUAAUAUUUGCAACCUAGCUUCUAAUGGCAUUCAUAUUUCCAGGUGCAUGUUGUUAUUCAAAAAUUAGAAUAUUCAUAUUGUGUAUUUUUUUUUCUGAAAUGGCAUUUUCAGGCGCAUAAAAUUUUUAACUUUACAAGAAUUAGAAGAGAGUCGUUUUUGUACAUAAUUUUUUCCUUGUUAAAGGUAGUUCUUCUACAUAUUGUUUUGAUAAAUUAUGAAUAUGCAUGUGAACAAAAUGAAGGGACAAUAUUCUUUGGUUAAAAAAAUAAUGAUAUAUAAAUAAAAUUUUUGACGAAGUCAUGAAUUAAUUAAUUUUGUGAACAUAAUAUUUUUUUGACGAAGUCUUGAAUUGAUGGCAUGUUUGACGAAGUCUUCAAUUAAUUAAGACAAGGCUGUGAUGGUUAGAGAGGGUACGUACAGACGGAUAAUAAUACUCAAAAGAAAUGGUGGGGGGGGGCCUUCCUUUUUUGACUCCAAGGAAGAUGUUAAUUGACUUCGAGCAUGACUUGGUUCAUUAAAUUGAUUUUAAAAUUCCAUUAUUAGUGUAAAAUAUAUACUUAACAGUGAUUUUAUUUUGAAUAGAAUUAGUUUAUUUUUAAUCAUCUUGGUUACUUGAAUAGUCAUUUAUUUAUUAUUAUUAUAUGGUUAAGAGAGAAUGAUUAAUGAUAUUAUUUUAAAAAUAAAUUCUGAUAGGAUUUUUCAAAAUGUCUUUUUUAUUAUUAUUAUUAUUAUUAUAAAAAUUUAUGUUACCCCACAGAAAUUACAUUUUGCACUUCCAGCGCUUAUUUGCUUAGUUUAUGUUGCUGAAACAAAGUCUCUAAAAAAAACCUAUCAAACACUGUUAAAAACCUAAAGUGAAAAGCCUGUCAAGUGUUUAGUAUAAUAAACACAAUAUGAACCAAACACUCAAAUCAAAUCUAUACAAAAUAAAAAAAAAGACAAAACGAAACACAAUAAACUACCAACACUCAAACCUGUCAAGUGUUUAGUGAAAACCUCAAAUCUAACCUUUCAAUUUUUAAUAACACUUAAUAAAUCAUUUUUUAAUAUUAUUAUAUCAAACACUUUACUUUUAAAUUUAUGAAUUACAUAAGUAACUACAAAAAUUUAAACACGCACACAAAACGACUGCAUAUUACUCAAAAUUAGAGUAAUAUUUUCUCCAACAAAAUGAAAUUGAUCUUGCUACAUGCACAUCGCGAAUUAGAGACAAAAUUAUAGAUAAAAUAAAGAAUUAAUCUUAUCAUUUUCUCUCAUCUUUCUUCUUUUAUCUAAUGAUUUCAAGAUCGUCUCAUUUUUCUCCCAUUUUCAUGGCUAUCUCCAACAAUCACCUCUCAUUGCCCUCCUCUUAUUGUCUUACCUCUACUUGCCGACCAUCGCUACAUCCUUCCUCUCCACUGCAUUGAUUUUCUAGCAAUCGUACCCCAAUACCCAAAGAAUUAGGCUAUUUUUCAGCAAGGGAAGGGGCAAUAGCAUUUUCCAAAUGAAAUUAGAAAAAGGAGUUGAUGCCUAGACAUGAGCUGUCGGGCUGGACAUGUGUGGUCUAUGGUCACGUGGCCCACUACCCAAAGAAUUAGGCCUAGUUGAAAGUUUAUCUAUUAUUUCUUAGUACUUUAGCUAACGAAUAAUAGGUCAAUGGUUUUUUUUUUUUUUUUUUUGGGGGGGGGGGGGUGAUGAUUUGAUUGGUAAACGUAUUUUUAAUUAUUAAUCAGAUAUGUAGUAUAAUAAUACUAACAACAUUUUAGAUUAUUUGACUAAAUGCUGAAUUAUUUCAUUUCGAAAGUGAUUCACAUAAUAGUAGAAAUUUACUGCAAAGCUCAACAUGUGCUUAAUUUGGUGCCCAUCUUUGUUACUUUCAAGUUCCAACAAAUAAUUUUAUAACAAAUAUUUUUUUCCAUAUUGUUGGAUGUUUCACUUGCACUAAAGGAAUAUAUAUUUGUAAAAAUAAUUUUCAUAUAUAUAUAUAUAAAUACAUAGUAAUGAAUCGUAUACAUAAAAAUAAAGAGCAAUGUUUGAAGAAUAAUUAAAUUAUAAUAAGUGUACUUUAUUUUUAAAUAAAAUGUAUUUAUUGUAUCUUAUUUUUAACAUCUAAACUAUAUAUAAAUAAAAAAAUAAAGUAAAAUAAGUAAACAUUAUUUAAAAAUAAAAUACUUAUAUAAUAAUUUGGCCAUUCUCCUUACAUUACCCAAAAAGAAAAUAUUCUUCGAAACUUAGUUUUGAGUUUCUUUUUGGUAAAUAUUACUUAAGAUUAAAAAAACUAAAAUAGCUUGACAAAUAUGAACAGUUGCCCAUUGCCAAACCAUGGGCGACCCAAUGCUCCUUUUCUCCCUUUAAAUUUUAUACAUUUUUGUUUUAAAUUAUAAGCCCAUUAUUAACUUCAAAAUAUUAAUUAUAAGGAUACUAAUUAUUGCAUAAUAAGUAUAACUUGUUUUUAGAUAAAAUAUAUUUAUUUUUAAAUUUUAGAUAAUUUUAUUAGUUAAUUAUAAAGAUGUCACAUUUUAAAACAUUUAAUUAAUUAAUUAAAUUAUUCAAAAACUAAAAUAAAAUACAAUAAAUGCAAUUACUCUACUUUUAAUUACUUUAAAUUUUAAAUAAUAACUUAGCAAAGAAAUGCAUUUUUAUAAUAGAGAGACUAAUUAAUCCUAAAAGUUAAAUGAAGUUUGAUAUCCCAACAUUAAUUAGUGACAAAAAUACUUUUGUCAAUAUUUUUUAAUAAUUAAAAUUGUUUUAAUCAUUAAGUCAAAUAGACAUAUUUCUCAAAUAUAUUGAACAAACGGGUUAGAAAAUAUUUUGGGUGGUGCGAAGAUAAAUCCUUUUAUUAAUUAAUAAGUAUUAAAAAAUAUAAAAAAAUUAAAAUUUAUAAUCACAUAUAUAUUUAAAAUUACUGUUUCUUCUUUACUCGUAAUUUUAAUUUCGACAUAAAAAAUAAAUUACGCAUAGACCGAGGAAUGUACUCGCCCGAGCGAAGGCUUUUGAUUCUCCAACCCAGAAUAAGAUACGGGGCUUCACCCCCAGUGACGUCCGUUUCCACAGGUCCGCUGCUCGCGCCUCAAUCGGACACGUACCCCCUCCCUCCAUCCGCCACCUCUUCCCAUCGCCGCCCACCGCUCUCUCCCUCUGUUCUCUGUACAUAUAUAGCUCCGCACUCCUCCAGUCCAUUCCAUUCCAUAUCCGAAACCCCUCCCUGGCUUAGUUGCUUUGCUCCAUCGUCUUCUUGCCCUCUUCGAGAGCAGUAUUGUCAACCACAACAGCAGUCAAUCCUCGUCCUUGCGCAGUAACCCACCCAAGACCCCAGUUUCCGGCGCCCAGAAUGGCAGAAUAGUCCUUGGAGAUCAGUGACAGUGGCGAGAAAAGACCAGCAGUUCCCGCCGCAAAAGCAGGACACCAGCCGGGGAGAGAGCACAUCAUGGACCCUACCCCUCGAGCCACCAGCCGAGACUACAAGCCCUCCAAUAAACUCCAUGUACAGGGAAUGGUGGCGGUGGUGACCGGCGGCGACUCCGGCAUAGGGCGGGCGGUGUGCCACUGCUUCGCACUGGAGGGCGCAACCGUGGCCUUCACCUAUGUGAAGUCCCAAGAGGACAGAGACACACACGACACCCUCCAGUUGCUGAAACGGGCGAAGACCGCCGACGCCAAGGACCCGGUGACGGUGACGGUGCCGGCGGACUUGGAGUUCGACGAGAACUGCAAGAAGGUGGUGGUGAAUGCCUACGGAAGGAUUGACAUUCUGGUGAACAAUGCAGCGGAGCAGUGCAAGGCCAGCUCCGUGGAGGAGAUUGAUGAGUAGCGGCUUGUGAGGGUGUUCAGGACCAACAUCUUCUCUGUCUUCUUCAUGCAUGCACUGAGGCACAUGAAGGAGGGGAGCUCCAUCAUCAACACCACAUCAGUGAACGCAUACAAGGGGAACGCCAAGCUUCUGGACUACACAGCCACAAAGGGAGCAAUCGUGGCGUUCACUAGGGGACUCUCACUGCAGCUCGUGAGCAAAGGCAUACGCGUCAACGGCGUCGCCCCGGGACCGAUCUGGACGCCGCUGAUCCCGGCUUCGUUCGACAAAGAGGAGUGUGCGAAAUUCGGGUCAGAACUGCCCAUCAAGAGGGCAGGGCAGCCCAUUGCCCCGUCCUACGUGUUCCUGGCUUCUAAUGCCGAUUCCUCUUAUAUCACAGGCCAGAUCCUCCACCCCAAUGGGGGAACAAUCGUGAAUGGUUGAAGGUUCUGCUUCUAGUUGUCUGCCCUGCUUCUUGUCUAGUGUUCUUAUGUUUUUGGGUGUGGUUGAAAAGGUGGGUGCUCUGAAGUUCUGGGACCUUCGAAUGGUAUACUAGUACUGCUACUUUUUCGGUUUCAUGUUUUGGGUUUUGUCUGGAGGUCAUGGGAGGCAGGGAUUUCGUAAGUCGAGUGCAGGAAGAUCAAAGUGUUUGUUGUAGUUCUCUAUCUCGCUCUAUAUAAUAUAAUAUUUGUGCAUAUAUUGGUGGUUGAUAGAUGGGAAGCUAAAAGUCAUCGACUCUUGUUAUGGAAUAUGGAUUCCUCUCUCCAUGUAGGCACAUAAUGAUGAUGGUCAAGAUUGAUCUUGUAAGUUCUAACUAUUGGGAACUUAUCGAAAUGCAAAUUCCAUAAGUCAGAAAUGGUCCAAACUAGAUUUUUUGGUCACUCCUAGAUCGUCCCUUAUCUAGGAGUGACAAAAAAAAUAGGAACAUACGGAGAGAAAUCCUUUCACUCCUUUUCAUUCCCUCCCCUAUCAAUAAAAUUA